This is a messenger RNA of Rasamsonia emersonii CBS 393.64, 2376 nucleotides long. RefSeq names its product ADAM family of metalloprotease ADM-B. Bases 1 to 2376 code for a protein of 791 amino acids. Lineage: Eukaryota; Fungi; Ascomycota; Eurotiomycetes; Eurotiales; Trichocomaceae. The record is from RefSeq and is a predicted model, not a curated record. Gene Ontology annotation, molecular function: metalloendopeptidase activity. The transcript has 2 exons. Gene Ontology annotation, biological process: proteolysis.
AUGAAGUUUUUUCGCAGUUGGGUCCCCCUGCUGCUCAGUGCAGUCUCCUUCCUCACUGAUAAUGUGAACGCGCGAUCCCGGGCUCCUGAUCCUAUCACCUACGUCUCUGAACUAGAAAACCCCGUCAUCCACACUCCUUCCCAUCGGGUCACUUCCGUGUCGCAUUUCGAUGUCACAUUCACUCUCCAUAAGAACGCACAGCGAUUGAAAUUGGCCCUCGAACCGAAUCCUGACAUUAUCGCGGAUGAUGCCCACGUUCAGUACCUGGAUGCUGACGGGAAUGUGAAACACACUGAAUACAUCGAUCGGUUGGCGCACAGAGUCUUCAAGGGAUCGACAUGGAUCGAAGAAUCCCCUGGCAUCUGGUCGCGAGUCGGCUGGGCGAGAAUCUAUGUUAAGAGGGACGGGCCCAAGCCGUUAUUCGAGGGUGCUUUCAGUGUCAUGCACGACCAGCACCACGUGAAACUCCGUUCGAGCUACAUGAAAACGAGACGGGCGUCCGAUGUCGAUCUGGAAGACAAAGAUGACGACUAUAUGGUCGUCUAUCGUGACUCCGACAUGGUCCCCCGGGAUCUUUCAGAACUCAAACGAUCCUUGUCCUCGUCUCCAUCGUGUCAUGCGGACGAACUGAGCUUCAACUCAGAUCCGAACCAUCCCGUUUUUCGAGGGCUGUCGGAGCAGUCGCAUGCGAAUUGGGGCGCCAUGUCUGUCAAUCAACUCCUUGGUCUUACCCGACGGCAGUCAGACAUCAGUGGGACCGGUGGAAACGCUGGCGGUGUGAACUUGCAGUCGAACAUCGGUAAUACAGCAGGAUGUCCCAAAACCAAGAAGGUUGCUUUGAUUGGGGUGGCAACCGACUGUUCGUUCACUGCCGGAUACAACUCAACUGAAGAUGCUCGAGGGAAUAUUAUUACCAUGGUUAACACGGCGUCAGAUCUCUACGAGCGCACCUUCAACAUCUCAAUUGGGCUGCGGAAUCUAACAGUCAGUGACAAGAACUGUCCCAGUCCAGCCCCGGAAUCCGCGCCCUGGAAUAUGGACUGCAAUAGCGGAAACAUGACGACCAGAUUAGAUCUCUUUUCGUCAUGGCGCAGCUCGAGGGACGACUCGAACGCCUACUGGACUUUGAUGACUGGCUGUCAGUCGGACGAUGAAGUGGGUGUGUCGUGGUUGGGCCAGCUUUGUGUUAUUGGAUCUGGCAACAACACAGUUUCAGGAGCCAACGUGGUGGCGCGCACCCCGACCGAGUGGCAGGUGUUUGCACACGAAUCGGGCCAUACCUUUGGCGCCGUGCAUGACUGCGACUCCCAGACCUGCGCACAGGGGCUCGAGACGACCUCCCAGUGCUGUCCGCUUUCGUCGACAACGUGUGAUGCGGACGCAAAAUACAUCAUGAAUCCCGUCACGGGACAGCAGCAGACCCAGUUCUCACAAUGUACAGUCGGAAACAUCUGCUCCGCCUUGGGUCGCAACAGUGUCAAUUCCAGCUGUCUCGUUGACAACCGUGGGGUGGUCACCAUCACCGGCAGUCAAUGCGGCAAUGGAAUCGUCGAAAGCGGAGAAGAAUGCGACUGUGGAGGAGUAGAAGGCUGUGGGAACAACCCCUGUUGUGACGCACAAACGUGCAAGUUCAAGAACGGCGCAGUCUGCGACGACUCCAACGAGAACUGCUGCGUAAACUGUCAGUUUGCCCCGAGCAGCACUGUCUGCCGCCCUAGCACGGGACCUUGUGACCUGGAAGAGAAAUGUACGGGGACCUCUGGCGUGUGUCCUCCAGACCAGUUCGUCCCCGACGGUCAGAGCUGCGGCAACUCGUCGGCGGGUCUUACUUGCGCCAGCGGCCAGUGCACCAGUCGCGACCUGCAGUGUCGGCAGGUGAUGGGCAGCGUGUUGGAUACCAACGACACCUACGCCUGCGACAGCAGCUCCUGUACUCUGUUGUGCGCGUCGUCCAAGCUCCCGAUGAACACGUGCGGCUCGUUGAAUCAGAAUUUCCUGGAUGGGACGCCGUGCAUCGGUGGCGGACAUUGCGUCAACGGCCAAUGCGUGGGUUCCAGUGUUGGCGGCGAAAUCAAGUCCUGGGUCGACGACCACAAGCCGUUGGUGAUCGGACUGGCCGCGGGAUUGGGCGGGCUUUUGGUGCUGAUGAUUCUGAGUGGCAUCAUCUCAGCCAUCCGCCGGCGGCGGUUUGCCAAACCGGUACCUCCCGGCGCAGGUCCGUAUCGGCGGAGAGGAGGAUAUACUGGCCUGCAACAGCAGGGAUACUGGCCAUCGAACACUGGGUACUAUGGAGCACCACCACCUGCAUACGCUCCACCGACAUAUGAGCAGUCGAUGGGGAACCGGGGCCGUAUGCCAUCUAUGCGAUAUGCAUGA